UAUUACACUUUCUUUCACAGAAAUUACAACAGUGAAACCAUUUUCGUGACAUUGGUUCCUUACUGCGAGUUUUGGAAGAAUUUGAGAAGAUGUCAAAAUCGAUUGCAUCCAAAAAGGUUAGGUAUCACAUUCCCGAUGAUCUUACAUUUUCCGUUUUAUCGAAAUUGCCUCUUAAAUCUUUGAAACGAUUCACCCGUGUACGCAAAUCAUGGUCACUGUUGUUUGAAAACCCUAAUUUUAUCAAAAUCUACGGCAACAAUUUCAUGUCUAGAAAUAAUGAAUAUGAAGAAGGCUCGUCUUUCAUCUUACAACAAACUCAAACUGAUAUUCCAUAUUUUCAAGAGUUAUAUUUGCUAUCUGGUGAGAGGUUAGAGAAUAUGAUGAAAUUAGAUUAUCCACAUCCAUUUCAAGAGGAGGAGAAACAAGUUAUUUAUAUUUUGGGUUCGGUUAUUAACGGCGUUGUUUGUCUCUAUCAAGGCCGAGGGCCUCGCGUUGUAUUAUGGAAUCCAGCUACCCAAGAAUCCAAGCUCCUUCCUUCCAGUCCUACCGAGUCACCGGUAUAUCAGGAGGAGGGAUAUUUUAACUAUCAUGGAUUUGGUUAUGACUAUGUUACUCGUGACUACAAGGUCAUUCGAUAUGUAUCUUAUCUAUUCUGUCUAACUGAUUCUCAGAAUGACACAACUGACUUUCAGAAUGACACGGGAGGUAUGCUACCGAAUGCCCCCGAUGACACGUGGGAGGUAUACAGUCUAAGAAACAACUCUUGGAAGAAACUUGAUUUGAACAUGUUUUCUGGUAGUCAUAGUCACGUAGGUGCCUUUGUUUAUUUGAAGGGAGCCUGUCAUUGGUACGAUGAAGGAUGGUUUAGGGAAGGUGAAUAUAAAAAUAAAGCAUAUUUGGUGUCAUUUGACUUAAGCAAUGAGAUUUUUUGUACAACAUCCAUGCCCUCCGAUAUGAAUGAUAGUUCUGAUGUUGUAUUUUGGAGGAGAUACUUGUUGGUAUUAAACGACCACAUUGCUUUUAUAUCUUAUUAUGUAGAUACCACUACUUUCCACAUAUCAAUUUUGGGUGAACUUGGUGUAAAAGAGUCUUGGACUAAAAUCUUCGUUCUUGGGCCUUUACCUUGCAUCGAGGAACCUAUUGGAAUGGGAGUAAAUGGUGAUUUAUUCUUUAGAAGAAAAGAUGACGAACUUGUCUGGUUUAAUUUGAGUACACAGAUGAUCAAGGAGCUUGGUUUUAAAGGGAAACUCCUUUCUUGUCAUAUUGUCAUUUACAAAGAAAGCCUUCUUCGCAUUGGACAGAUAAAUGAUUGAUUAUUUUUCUUUUAUAAUCUCAAAAACUUUACAUAGAAAUGGUCUCCAAUUUUACAUAGAAAUGAUUUGUAUUUUGGAACUUGAUAAGGUAACAUGGCCUCAGCCAAGAAGGCUCUUGUUCAUGGUUGAACAAUCAACUUUUUUUUUAUAACUUAUGCUACUUGAAAGAAGUUGUAACACAGUCUCCAAACUUGUUAUCAAUUGCAAUGAUGGAAUUAGUCAUCCAUGAAUUUGUGAGGCAAAGCCCAACUACUCUUCCAGCAAUAAAAAUCUUGCAUGUUUCUUGUAUAGCUAGUUUCUGGUAUUGCUGUUAGAGUUAGUAAGAGUGUUAGUUAGUAGUUAGCCUUUGUAUUUUGGGAGAUCUAUAUAUGGAUUCCUAGUUCCCCAUGUCCUAAAAAAACAAAAUGUUGUUAACAAACAGUGGCUAUCCUUUAUUAGUUUAGCCUAAAAGAAAAUAAUAAAAUCAUCAACUAUAUGUAUUUGGAAGUUUUCUCCUUGAAGACCCAAUGUGCUAAAUGCACAAGAUAAGUAUGUAUAUUCAGCUAUUAAUAAAGUUAGUUACUUUUCACAUUGAUGUAGUCAUAUCAUAUGUGUAACCGUAGCUUCUUAAUAAAGUCUUCCAACUAAAAAGAAAUCAAUAAAGUGAACUAGAUGCUAAGUUCCACAAUAUGUAAAUAGCUAUGGCAUUUCUCUUGUCAAAUAAACAAAAAAACUGAAGUACAAUCAAAAGGAAGUCAUGCUUAAGAAUGACAUUUAUAUAUCUGUCUCUCCCUCUGUGUCUCUAUUGAUUUUAUUGUAGUUGACCCUGUGUUGAAUGAGUCUAGUGUUAUCUCUAGGUUGAGUCUUCUCGCUUAUUUACUAUUAUUAUUGUUUUCAGUCUAGUUAAUUAUGUUGAAGUUCUCAUGAAUUUUUCUUUCCAAUGUUUUUUCAUUUUAAUAGUUUAGUGGAGAAUUGUAAAAUUGAUUACAUAAUUUGCAAGUGAGUUAUUGAACUAUUCACUAGAAUGAAGUCCAUAAGCUUAUCAAGUUUUAAUGUUGUAGUGUCUACUUGUUCAAAUUCAGUUGUUUGUUUGAUUUAUUUACACCGUAGACCUGUUUUAGAUCUUUGUUGAAGAGAAAAGAGAAACUAUAGGAAUGUAAUUAUGUCAAGUUUACCCUUUCCACAUGAUUGAAUACAUUCCAUUUGAUUUGUUUUUAGUAGGUAUGUUAUGCUGAAUUAUACGUGUUUGUUUUCGGGUGUUUGUAGUAUCUUUGGUCGAUUCAAUAUAUCCAUUAAUUAAAAAAUAUAUUUGAAGUUC
Vicia villosa (hairy vetch) is the source of this 2610-nucleotide messenger RNA. RefSeq names its product F-box/kelch-repeat protein At3g06240-like. The record is from RefSeq and is a predicted model, not a curated record. The coding region runs from base 90 to 1313 and encodes 407 amino acids. Gene Ontology annotation, molecular function: protein binding. The transcript has a single exon. Lineage: Eukaryota; Viridiplantae; Streptophyta; Magnoliopsida; Fabales; Fabaceae.